CUUUGGCGCGCAAGAGGCGGGAAGCGGAGCCGCGCCUGCGCGGUCUGGGCAGCGCGUGCUUUCCGCGUGGCUGACGAGGUGGCGUUUCUCGUGUGGGCUCGAGAUAGAGGCGAGAGUCAGUCGCGGGGGGCGGUGAGCGGCGCGAGGCUGCCCCCAGAUCCAGCCCUGCUCUCGCCAUGUCACUGCAAAAAUCUUCCCUCAUUCAUAGCUCCUCAUCCAGCUCUGUGUCCUCCUUGGUACAGCCGCAGGACUCUGGGACCAGUUCCAGCCCCUCUGUGAUGCAGGGGAAUGCAGAGAUGGGAUCUCUGCCAGCUUCUUUGGCUCCAGAUGUCCUGGACCUCAGCAGCAGUGAAGAUGGAAGCAGCUCCAGCUCAGGCAGUGACUUUGAGGACACACUCAAGAAGGGCAGCAAGAGAGGCGCUAGGACCUUCCUUAGCCACACCCUGACAGCCAAGCGACCCCGGAAAUACAUCAGCAGAGAUGGAGAUAGCCUGGUUGAGAAAAACCCAGAGCCUGGCAACCUCUUCGAGGUAGUGAGGCUAGCUAAAAGUGCCAUGGAGUCUGUGGUGGAUGACUGGUUGGAGAGCUACAAGCAGAACAGAGAAGCUGGCUUCCUGGAACUUGUCAACUUCUUCAUCCGUUCCUGUGGCUGCAAAGGUGUGGUGACCAAGGAGAUGUUCAGGAGGCUGCAAAACUCAGAGAUCAUCCAGCAGCUCACGGAGCAGUUUGAUGAGAACUCUGUUGAAUACCCACUGGUCCUGACCAGCCACCCCUGGCGGAAGUUCCGGGUGGGUUUCUGUGAGCUGGUGGCUGUGCUGGUGCGACGCUGCCAAUACAGCAUCAUCUAUGAUGAGUACCUCAUGGACACCCUCAUCUCCCUCCUUACGGGCCUUUCCGACUCCCAGGUGCGCGCCUUCCGCCACACCAGCACCUUCGCAGCCAUGAAGCUGAUGACGGCUCUGGUGAUGGUGGCGUUGGGUGUGAGCCUGCACAAAGACAAUAACCAGCGGCAGUACGAGUCUGAGAGGAGCAAAGGGCCGAGCCGCCGGGCCACAGAGAAGCUUGAGGCCUUGCUGGCUAAGCGUAAGGAACUCCAGGAGCAGCAAGAGGAGAUAGAGAACAUGAUGAAUGCCAUCUUCAAGGGGGUCUUUGUGCAUCGCUACAGGGACCUAGUGCCUGAGAUCCGGGCCAUCUGCAUAGAGGAGUUGGGGAACUGGAUUCAGAACUACAGCGCCUCCUUCCUGACUGACGGCUACCUCAAGUACAUCGGCUGGACCCUGCACGACAAGCAGCGGGAGGUGCGGCUCAAGUGCCUGAAGGCCCUGCAGGGAUUGUACCACAGCCGGGAGAUAGCUGCCCGCAUGGAGCUCUUCACCAGCCGCUUCAAGGGUCGCAUUGUGUCCAUGGUCCUGGACAAAGAGCCAGAUGUGGGCGUGGAGGCCAUCAAGCUGCUGACUCUGAUCUUGCAGAACAUGGAGGAGAUGCUGACAGAUGAGGACUGUGAAGCCGUGUACCCCAUGGUGUACGCUUCCAGCCGGGCUCUGGCUGCCGCCGGCGGGGAAUUCCUUUACAGGAAGCAGUUUGACCGGGAUUGGGAAGCCAGGAAGGAGAAGGGGAACCAUGGGGGGAACAACGAUUUCUUCAGACUGCUGCUGGCUUUCUUCAUUGAGAGUGAGCUCCAUGAGCAUGCUGCGUACCUGGUGGACAGCCUGUGGGACUGUGCAGCCCCACUGCUGAAGGACUGGGAGGGGCUGAGCCAGCUGCUGCUCGAGGAACCCCCAGAGGAGGGUGAGUGGAGGCAGGGAGGCUGUGACAGGGAAGCCCCAGCUGCCUGACACAUGCGCCAGGCCACGGAGGGGAAGCCGCCUGUGGGCAGGAGCCCUGGUAAGAAGGUGCUCUCCAUGCGAGAGCGGAAGGCCCUUGAGGACGACAGGGAGAAACUCUCUCACUACCUGAUCCCUCUGCUACCUCAGCUGCUGGCUAAGUUCUCAGCUGAUGGCGAGAAGGUGGCGCUUCUAUUGCAGGCUCCACACUACUUCACCCUUAGCCUCUACAGCAGUGGGCGGUUGGAGAAGUACCUAGAGCAGCUGCUGGCUCAGCUGCGGGAGGUGGUGGAGAAGCAUACAGGCCAGGAGGUGUUGGAGGCUGCCGCCCGGGCAUUCUAUGUGCUCUGCAACCCAGAAUUCACCUUCUACAGCCGGGUGGACUUGGCCCGCAGCCGCCUUGUGGACAUGCUGGCUGAUAAGUUCCAGCAGGACCUGGUAGAGCUCUUGCAGGCCACAUACCUGGAUGAAGACGAGGUGUACAGCAUGGCAGCCACACUGAAGCGCAUUUCCAUCCUCCACAAUGCUCACGACCUGACCCCGUGGCAGCUGUAUGAGCCCUGUAGCCUCCUGCUCCAGCGAGCUGUGGAUACAGGCGAGAUCCCCAAGCAGGUGGUCAUUCCCACCAUGACCUGUCUCCACUUCAGCAUCCUCUGGGAACUGUCUCGUGUCUCCGGCACCAUCCCUGAACAGAAGCAGCUGCUGGCUCUGAAACGCAAAGUUGCUUCCUUCUGCUCCCUCUGCCAGAGCUGCUUAUCGGAUGUGGACUCCAGUGUCCAAGAGCAGGCCUUUGUGCUGUUGAGUGACUUGCUGCUGCUCUUCAGCCCACAGUUGGCUCGAGGCAAGUGGGCGACAUUGGAGCUGCUGGUGUACCGGCCCGAGGUCACACUGCAGUCUCAGAUGGCCGGAUUCCUUAUGGACCACGUCUUCAGCCACACUGAACUGGCAGGCAGUGAUGAUGAGGACAGUGAGGGGAAGAUUGAAAGGUUGCACCGACGACGGAACCUGCUUGCUGGGUUCUGCAAACUCAUCAUCUACAACGUGCUGGAACUCAAUGCCGCCUCUGACGUCUUCAAGCACUAUGUCAAGUUCUACAAGGACUAUGGGGACAUCAUCAAGGAGACACUAAACCGGGCACGGCAGAUCGACCGGGAUGAAUGGGCCCGCACCCUUCUUCUCAGCCUGCAGCAGCUGAGGACAGAGCUGCUGCUGCAGCAGGGUCCGGGUGCAGGCUUCAGCAAGACCUUCCUAGAGAUCCGAGACCUGGCACGUCGCUUCUCCCUGCUCUUCGGCGUCCACCAGAUGCACAACCGCCAGGCACUGGUUGCCCUGCACAAGGCUGGGAUCAAGUUUGCCUUUCAGGAGCCAGUGCCCUCUGGCUCAGAGCUGGGGCCCCUCAACCUACCCUUCCUGGAGGUGCUGAGCGAAUUCUCCCCUCGCCUGCUGCACCCGGACAAGAAAUUGCUCAUGUCCUACCUGGAGCAGACCUGCCAGGCCAAGUUCUCCCCGCCACUGCAGAGAGGGAAGUCCUGGCAGCCACUCUUGACCUAUCGCCGCUCCCUGAGCCCCCUGGAUAACACAGGCUCUGAAGUCAGCUGCAGUGCAGCCCCCCGGGCUCGGAGGAGACCCAAAUCUGUCGCCAAAAGGAGGCGUCUGGAUGACUCCUCUGGGCAAGCUGAUUCCAGCCUCCAGCUGAGCAGUCACCUGGAAACCCCAAUGCUCACAUCGACGGUGCUGAGAAGGGGGCACUCAGUGGAGCUGCAGGAGGAAGAGGGGUCUGAGUCAGACUUCGUGCAGAGCCAGCCCUGGUUUGGCUCCCAGCGGUCCCGAGAGUCGCCCUGCCAGCAGCAGCUACUUGGCCCCCAGAGAGGCUCACAAGCUGGGCUGGGCACCAGGAUGGACCAACUCAGCCUGAUGGAGGAGGAGGAGAUGGUGAUCCAGGAGGAGAGCAGUGAGGAGGAGGAAUUCAAGGGCCUGGACACACCGCUGAUCCACCUGCACAGCCCCCAGGGUGAGCAGCUCCGGGACCUCUUUGACUCCACCAUCCUUGGCAUUGAGGAUCCCUGACAUGGCUGGAGCAGAUGGGCAUGCAGCCCUCGCCCGGCGUGACCUUAGAGAAUUAUACACUGGGCAGUUGUUCAGUUAUGUUUUCAUUGUUUUCGGCUUAGGCCAUGUUCCUAGUGGAGGUGGGCACCCUGGGGAGUCCAGCUCGCCCUGGACCCUGCUUUGUUGGUGCCCUGGUUAGAAGUUGUUACCGACGUUGGAUGGUUAGUUCUACUCAUAAAUAAAAUUGUUUAUUGCUAGA
This is a messenger RNA of Pelodiscus sinensis (Chinese soft-shelled turtle), 4128 nucleotides long. NCBI's taxonomy places the organism in Eukaryota, Metazoa, Chordata, Testudines, Trionychidae. The record is from RefSeq and is a predicted model, not a curated record.